This is a messenger RNA of Ilex paraguariensis (yerba mate), 1491 nucleotides long. The record is from the annotation of a GenBank genome assembly. NCBI's taxonomy places the organism in Eukaryota, Viridiplantae, Streptophyta, Magnoliopsida, Aquifoliales, Aquifoliaceae.
AUGGAUAUCUUUGCUUCUUCAACAUGGAUAUCCUUUUCUAACAUACAUUUAUAUGUGAUUCUUGCCUCCAUCGCACCAAUGUUAAUUGUUUCUGUGCAGGUUGUGGUAAUUCUGGAACUGGUUGUUGCUACCAUUGGUGGUUUUCUACCACUUGUAGCCAUUUAUUGGAGUAAAAUAGGAGUUGAGGAUGAGUUAUGGGGGGAUUUUUUGAGUCUUCCUAUCGUCACUCAAAGAAACAUUGCUAGCUCUAGAAACGCCAAGGAUCUUCAAAAGUACAAAUUGAGAAAUCCAAGAACGUUUCAUUAUUUGAAUCAAUUAAAUUGCUACGAGUUAGAUGGCAUUGAUGAUUCUAAAGAGUAUUUUGCUACAAGGGGGCCAAUGGAUGUUGUUGGAAUUAGUACCGAGGAACAGUCAAUUUUGGUUAGUCGCGAGAGUGGAGCAGGUGAAACGGAAAGCACAACAUUGCUCAUGCGGGAUCUUGCUUACUUGGGAGGUAGAGCUGCAUCUAAGGGCAGGACUGUCAAGCAGCAAGUCCUGGAGUCAAAUCCGGUUCUAGAAGCAUUUGGUAAAGCAAAUACAGUCCGAAACAACAACUCCAGGCUUAUGGAUAAGAUCCAUAGUUCAAUUGGUCAAGACCCAUACUCAAAAUACUUAAUUGGGGUGUUGGAUAUAUAUGGAUUUGAGAAUUUCAAGAUAAACAGUGGCGAGAGUGGAGCACGUGAAACGGAAAGCACAAAAUUGCUCCUGCAGUAUCUUGCUUACUUGGGAGGUGGAGCUGCAUCUGAGGGGAGGACUGUCAAGCAGCAAGUCCUAGAGUCAAAUCCGGUUCUAGAAGCAUUCGGUAAUGCAAAUACAGUCAGAAACAAUGUAAAUGCAGUCAGAAACAACAACUCCCCGGUGGUUGUGGUAAUUCUAGAGCUGGGUGGUGUUUCCAUUGGUGAAGGGUAUGGCUAUGAUCAUGACAUGACAAUUGAGAGGAGGCCUUCUGCCUUCAUGCUUUGGGACCGAGUAGGGACCACAAUGAGCGGCAUGUGUGACAUAAAGUCUUUAGAGGAUUCCCUCUUCAAACGUAUAAUUGUAACUCAUGAUGAAACCAUUACCAAAUGGCUUGAUCCAGAAGCUGCAGUUGCCAGUAGAGAUGCUUUGGCAAAUUGUGUUGUUGUUAACACUUUUUGUAUUUAUCCAGAAGAUGGUGAAGCACCACCAAGUGGAGUGGAUGAUAGGACAAAGCUGGCUUAUUUUCAUAAGCCAGGAGUUCUGCAUAAUUUAAAUUCGAGAUAUGAUGUCAAUGAAAUAUAUAGUUAUGAUCAAUUAAGGAAUCAGUUAGUCAAUAUGCUUAGUGGCGAGAGUGAAGUGGGUGAAACGGAAAGCACAAAAUUGCUCAUGCAGUAUCUUGCUUACUUGGGAGGCAGAGCUGCAUCUGAGGGGAGGAUUGUCGCACAGCAAGUCCUGGAGGUAUGCCUUGCAUUUCAGCCUGUCCAACAAGCUUAG